CACCAUGGAAUCAAUCAAAGGAAAAGAAUUGUAUAAUUGUUCACUAGCCCCGACAAUUACAAACCCAUUUGCUGUGCAAUGGUCUCAAGAUAAUCAUUUAUCGAUUAUUACUGAAAAAGGAAUUCACGUUUUUGAACUGGUGCCAUCUCCAAUGACUUAUGGCUCAGCCGUCAAAUUUUCUCGUACUUUCAUCUACCCGUCAGACGUAUUACCCACUGACGCUUUUACGACGCAAGUAAACUCUGUAAUAUGGAGGUGCAAAAGGGAAGAGAUCUACACUUUUCUACUAGAGGAAAUUCUUCUUCCCCGGCUCAACAUUAUAUCUGACUUGGUUCCAAAAGUUGUCUCCGUCGCCUGGUCUCCUCAAGGAAUGCUACAUCCUUGCAGAUGUUUGCUUGGAAUGAUAUCAUCUGCAGGUGCAGUGGAUAUCCUUCUCGAAGACAACCACGAAUGGUUUUCAGUCUGCGACUUACAAUCUUACUGGCUAAGAAACGUUAUUCAAGGAUUCCCUGAAAGUUAUUCAAUGGUGUCGAGCCAGGAAUUAAGGUCCCAUAUCAGACGUUUGCAAGCAGUUGCGAUAACCUGGAGUGAUAUGGAAACUAGCAUGGAGGAAUCUUACUCGUAUUUCGUUGUCGCUUAUCGAAGUUCAGACAUAAUCGUCUGGAGAAUUCCAGCUGUGAUGGAUCAUAGUCUAGAAGUAAUUCCAACCGUUGCUUUGAGGACAAAUUUAAAUAUCAGUGUGAAGAUCGAUGUUCUUGAAUGGAUAAGUAUUAGCAACAAAAAAAGUUUGGUCGUGAUAGGAUUUUCCAAUGGAAAAAUUUAUGGCUUGAUUUUGGAAGUAUCGCAGGGACAAAUCUCAUCGACAAAUAUUGAGAUUUACACUGAAGAGGAUUUGAUUAAAGUUUCAUGUAUUGAAUGUAUUUUGAAAUCUCAAAAGGAAGUGCGAUUGGUUGUCGCGAAAAGCACGUUUCUUUUUGUGAUUCAUAUUGAUUUGGAUGGGAAGAAACUGAGCCAUUAUUGCUAUCGAGUUCCUGCUUUUUCUAUAACAGGUCUCUCCAUCAUCAGCGAAAAUGAAACCUUAAUCUACACCCAAGAUGGAAAGCUCUCUCUCGUCAAAGUUGAAAAUCAGAAAAUGACGAGUCAAGCAAUAACUACCGAUUUACCAAAAACUCACGCUCAAUUCCUGGGACUCGCAAAUUCCUGGAAUAAAGUUCUAUUCGCGACUCUAACAAGUCCGAAUUCGAUGUACGAUCAUCUUGUCGUUCGAGAACCAAGCAUCCUCCACAUUUUCACUCUCGAAAGUCCGAAAUACGAUCCCCUGAAAAUUCUAGAGAACAACGAAACCUCAUCGAUGUUCAAUUACUGGGACUGUUUAUCAGCGAUUGGAAUGAAACUUCACAAGUCACUCAUUCCUGUCAAUUCAAUAAAAAAAAUCCCAUACAAUUUCGAGUAUCUGCCUGUCUAUAAACUUAGAGUUCUAAUGUGGCUUUCGGUUCUAUCCAACGUUUUUGAAAAUAAGAAAUCCCUACUAGAUUUCUCGAACGUCUCGGAAGAAUUGAUAGAAAUUCGAUCUUUGAUAUCGCUUUAUACAGCCUCCGCUUAUUUAAUUUCAAUAGCGGGCAAACCUCAGGUUACAGCUCAGCAGAGGCUCUCUGCCAGAUUUUUAAGGACUUAUUUAGAAGUUUAUAUUGCUGGAGAAAUCGACGAAGAGGAAACUCCGGCUUGUGGAAAGUCUCAAAGAGCUCUGCAAUUCUCUUGUAAAAUCGAGCCAUCUGGACCAGAAACUUGUAAUUUAUGUAAAACAACAAUCGUCGAACUUCCUUGGAAAAUGGAAAAGUGCCCUUCUGGUCAUAAAUUGCCAAGAUGUGCUGUAACUCUUUUGCAAAUUACAUCUGUUAGGUAUCGAUGUUGUCCGAUUUGUAAACAGAUUUUCCAUUCUUCUUUGGAUGAGGAUUAUCCCGAGGGACCAAAAUGUUUAUUCUGCGAUGUGCCAGUUCUAUACGAUUCUAGAGUUUUUGGAACGGCGGAUAGAGAUAAAAAAAACUUUUCUCAAAGAAAAGUUUUAAAUUUCCGAGGUUCUGAACAGGAAGAGGGAAUGGAAGAUGACCAGGAAUGGAAAGAAAAGUAAAUCUUCUCGAAACGAGAAAGCUUGGUAGAUAUUUAUAUUUCUGGAGAAGAUGGUAAUUUAAUUUAUUGUAAAAAUAUAUUCAGGGUCUUGAGCUAUGCAAAUGUAAAGAGAAACGUUAGGAUGUAAGUUAAAAGACAGUAUUAGUAUAUUUAAGUAUAUUUAAGUUAAUUAUAGAAUAGCAUUUCCUAAUUAAAAAUGAUUUACUAUUUUUCUAUGACACCGAAACUAGACAUUUGAAAUAGUGAAAAAUUUCUCGAAUAAAAGAGAUUUAAAAAAAGUGUAUUUUAAAA
Belonocnema kinseyi is the source of this 2418-nucleotide messenger RNA. RefSeq lists its product as uncharacterized. The transcript has 3 exons. The record is from RefSeq and is a predicted model, not a curated record. Gene Ontology annotation, cellular component: transcription factor TFIIIC complex. The coding region runs from base 5 to 2128 and encodes 707 amino acids. Gene Ontology annotation, biological process: transcription initiation at RNA polymerase III promoter. Gene Ontology annotation, molecular function: histone acetyltransferase activity. NCBI's taxonomy places the organism in Eukaryota, Metazoa, Arthropoda, Insecta, Hymenoptera, Cynipidae.